AUCAAUAUCAACGAUGAAACAAUGCUCUAGCCUUUGCGCUGCAGACAAGGUUGCAACUUAGACCAACAGAGUAUUAUUUCUAUUGAGUAAUUAGAGGCCCUUGAAGUUUACCUGCUUCUCCCACUCGGUUUUUAAAUGUUGGAAAAAUGUAUAUAAUAGUGAUUUGGCGGAAACAGAAUCAAGCAUUCGGCUUCACACCACUAAAAAACAAUUUAGGGUUUUUUCAGUGUAGUUAUUUGUCGGAUUCAAGAUGCAGAUGAUACACUGGAUAAUGUUGCUGAAUAUUUCAGGAAUCAUGGCAUAUACCAACUUUGCCGAUAUCGAAUGUGGACAUCACAAAACAGCUCGGAAUGCUAAAAUUGUUGGUGGUGAGAACGCCGAAAAAGCUGAAUUUCCAUGGCUGGUCUCCAUCACCAGAAGAGGAGGCCAUUUUUGUGGCGGAACAUUGAUAAGCAACAGAUUUGUAUUGACUGCUGGGCAUUGUCUAUGCACAGGUAUUGGACUAGACGUCCUGAGGGCAUCCAGCAUCAAGAUCACCCUAUCUCAACACGACCUUUCAAAGAAUUCCGAGGAUUCCUAUGAACGCAGCAUUAAGAAGGUGACAAUACAUCCAGAUUACGUUUGUAAUAAGCCCAACAACGAUAUUGCUCUUUUGGAAAUUGGAGAAAAAUUGAUGUGGUCUGGAAGUGUUGCUCCAGCAUGUCUUCCUCUCUCAACUAGCACCGGUCUUGAGGAUGCUAGUUUGGAUAAUCUAUUGGCUACAGUGGCUGGAUGGGGCUGGACUAACGAACUGAGUUCUAAAGGAGGACGUGCAAAAAUUCUGCAAAAGGCAAAAGUCAACGUCAUCGAGAAUGGACAAUGCCAAGCUUGGUACAAAUCUCAAGGAAAAAAGACGAAAAUCCAAUUGUCUCAGAUUUGUGCUGGUCACGAACAAGGAGGAAUUGAUGCUUGUUGGGCUGACAGUGGUGGUCCUCUCAUGAUUGGAGGUGAAAAUUCCAACCAGAUGGUAGUGGUAGGCGUAGUAUCCACUGGAAUUGGAUGUGCCAGACCAUUUCUGCCAGGGCUGUACACACGAGUAUCCCAGUUCAUACCCUGGAUCAAAAAAGUGAUUAAUUAUUGAAAGAGUCGAGACUGACAAGAUUUUUUAAUGUGAUUUGUUUAGUUUGCUGUGAUUUUAAUUCUAUUCAGAUCGUUUUUGGAUCUAUCUUGUAUUUUAUUAUAUUGUAUCAAUAUUAGAUGAAUAAAUAAGGAAAAAAUUCA
Messenger RNA from Harmonia axyridis, 1260 nucleotides. RefSeq names its product trypsin-1-like. Bases 251 to 1120 code for a protein of 289 amino acids. NCBI's taxonomy places the organism in Eukaryota, Metazoa, Arthropoda, Insecta, Coleoptera, Coccinellidae. Gene Ontology annotation, molecular function: serine-type endopeptidase activity. Gene Ontology annotation, biological process: proteolysis. The transcript has 5 exons. The record is from RefSeq and is a predicted model, not a curated record.